Hirundo rustica (Barn swallow) is the source of this 2628-nucleotide messenger RNA. RefSeq names its product nitrilase family member 2 (gene NIT2). The transcript is spliced from 10 exons. Lineage: Eukaryota; Metazoa; Chordata; Aves; Passeriformes; Hirundinidae. The record is from RefSeq and is a predicted model, not a curated record. Gene Ontology annotation, biological process: oxaloacetate metabolic process; L-glutamine metabolic process. Gene Ontology annotation, molecular function: omega-amidase activity. Bases 16 to 864 code for a protein of 282 amino acids. Gene Ontology annotation, cellular component: mitochondrion.
CGGGCGGAGCCGGCAAUGCGGGCGGCCGGCGGAGCCAUGGCGUCCUUCCGCCUUGCUCUUAUCCAGCUUCAUGUAUCUGCUGUUAAAUCAGAUAAUCUCCAGCGGGCCUGUGGACUGGUGAGAGAAGCAUCAGCUAAAGGAGCAAAACUUGUGGCUCUACCUGAAUGCUUUAAUUCUCCAUAUGGAACCCAAUACUUUAAAGAGUAUGCAGAGAAGAUCCCUGGGGAAUCAACACAAAAGCUGUCAGAAGUUGCAAAGGAGUGCAGCAUCUAUCUCAUUGGAGGAUCCAUUCCAGAAGAGGAUGAUGGAAAGCUCUAUAAUACAUGCACUGUCUUUGGGCCUGAUGGUGCUCUGCUGGCAAAGCAUAGGAAGGUUCAUUUGUUUGACAUUAAUGUUCCUGGGAAGAUACAGUUCAAAGAGUCUGAAACACUGAGUCCGGGGAAUAGUUUCUCCAUGUUUGACACGCCAUACUGCAAAGUGGGCCUGGGCAUCUGCUAUGAUAUGAGAUUUGCUGAGAUGGCUCAAAUCUACGGCCAGAAAGGUUGCCAGCUGCUGAUAUAUCCAGGGGCUUUUAACAUGACAACAGGACCAGCUCAUUGGGAACUCUUACAGAGGGGACGAGCUGUUGAUAAUCAACUCUACGUAGCUACUGUAUCUCCUGCUAGAGAUGAAAAAGCAUCCUAUGUUGCCUGGGGACACAGCACUGUAGUAAAUCCUUGGGGUGAAGUCAUAGCCAAAGCUGGGGCUGAGGAAACAGUUGUAUACACAGAUAUAGAUCUAAAGAGACUUGCAGAAAUACGUCAACAAAUUCCUAUUUUAAGCCAGAAGCGUUGUGAUCUCUAUAGUGUAGAGAUGAAAAAGUGAAGAUGGGUGAAGAGGGAAGGUUCAGCUGUCACAAGUGGCUGUUGCCUUCAUCUUUGGAAGGAUUUCCUUAGUAGUUGCUCCACAAUGCACUGCCAAGUGUACCAGUUAAGAAACCACCACAUAAGAACUUGGUGCAAUUCUAAUAUGAUUGAAAUAUAACUUCUGCGUCUCCUCUCAUACUUAAGUAUUUCAUAGUAUUUUACAGCCAGGAUAAAGAUGGAGACGAAAUCAGUUCAACACUGAACUUAAUUAGUGAUUAACAUUGAUUUUUAUGCAUCAUAAUGUUUUAAUUACCUUCUGAGUGUUGUUUUGUAGAACACAGAAAUGGAGAUUGUGUUCUCUGAAACUCCCUCUCAAGUCAGCUUUGGUAUUCUGAAGUUUUCAGUGAAUUAUCAGAAAAUCUAGAAGCAUGGUUCUUCUCACUCUGUCCUUUUUAGAUGUACAUGACUUAACCUAAGUCCUUGAAUGCCCUCCUUCUAACUUGGGAAGCUUAAAAAUUUAACACACUAAGCAAAACAGGCCAAAUUCUGCUCUGCACUACUCAGGACACAGCAAGAAGCUGACAGACAGAGCUGCUCCUAUAGAAGAAUCUGUGACAGUUUUUGGUUCAUGUCUUUUGUCUGGAUCUGUGUAUUAAAUUCUCCUUAUGGCAAAUCCUGCUAGUUGCUGAAGUGACAUGGGUUACUGUGUUACAAUUCACACCUUGCUUUUGCUCUCCGUACUGCUUCCUUAAUAGAAUGUCUGAGUGUGUUUUAAUUCUGCUGCCUGGAAAAGGCAGAGGGGAGUCAGGUUGGAAAACCUGUUGCACUGCGUCCUUCUGCCCGCAGUCUCCCAGAAGACUGCUCCAUGUUUGAGUGCAGUAUUGCCACCAUGGGCAGCUCCCAUCCACUGCAGAGAAAACAUUCCUCACUGUGCUGCUUUUGCAGGAGACCAGCUGAUUGUGAAAGAUGGCUUUAAAAUACUGAAAACCAGCCAAGCAUGUUGCACUUUGGGUUUUGGGGGUUCUUUUGAAGGAAGGUAUCUUUUAAUACAAAAAGAAUUUACAAAUUAUGCUUUUUAUUCCUUGGGAUGAAAAAAAGAAGCAACUUACCAGCCUUCCCUGAUAAGCUUUUCGUUUUCCAGCAGCAUAAAACAGCCAUAAGGCUAAAAGGUAUUUCAAAAUACAAAAAUGGAAGGGAGAGAAGGUUUUGUCUUGAUCUAGCUAACCACAUUUCCCCCAAAACCAUCUUCCUUUUAUUCAUGUUCAGCAAUCUUCCUCUUCCCAGUCUUUUUGGUUUGGUGGGGUUUUUUUGGUGGUGGGUUGUUUUGUUGGGGGUUUUUUGGGUUUUUUUUGGGGGGGGUGGGGGGGGUUUGUUGUUUGUUUGUUUGUUUUGGUUUGGUUUGGGGUUUUUUUGGUUUUUGGUUUUUUGUGGGUUUUUUUUUUUUUUUUGGUUGGUUGGUUAGUUUUUUUGGGGGGGGGUUGUUUUGGUUUUUUGUUUUGUUUUGUUUUAAUUAUUUUGUUUUAAUUAUUUUGGCUUCUCUGCAAUGAGCUUGGUGUGUGUUUUAUAAAGAAAAACAAACACUCAGCCACGCCCUAACACAUCCUUCCCUCAAAAAUCAGCUCCCACCAUUCCACUCGGUGGCAUUCUGUAUCAGCAGGUAUUUUUGGUCUGUACUUUUCACUGCAUUUUGCUGCACUGGAACUUUUAAGAAACAAGCCACAGAGCACAAGGUGAAAUGAAGGUUUAUUUGUUGAAAAAUAAAUAUUAAAAAAUUAACAAUUUA